AUGCAUGUGAUCAAGCGAGAUGGCCGCCAAGAGCGAGUUAUGUUCGACAAAAUUACAUCCCGAAUCCAGAAGCUUUGUUAUGGACUCAAUAUGGACUUUGUUGAUCCUGCUCAGAUCACCAUGAAAGUAAUCCAAGGCUUAUACAGUGGGGUCACUACUGUGGAACUGGAUACUUUGGCUGCUGAGACAGCUGCAACCUUGACUACUAAGCACCCUGACUAUGCCAUCCUGGCAGCAAGGAUUGCCGUCUCUAACUUGCACAAAGAAACCAAGAAAGUAUUCAGUGAUGUAAUGGAAGACCUCUUCAACUAUAUAAAUCCACACAAUGGCAAACACUCUCCCAUGGUGGCCAAGUCAACAUUGGAUAUUGUUUUGGCAAAUAAAGAUCGCCUGAAUUCUGCAAUUAUCUAUGACCGAGAUUUCUCUUAUAAUUACUUUGGCUUUAAGACACUGGAGCGAUCCUAUUUGUUGAAGAUCAAUGGGAAGGUGGCUGAAAGACCACAACACAUGUUGAUGAGGGUAUCUGUGGGGAUUCACAAAGAAGAUAUUGAUGCUGCUAUUGAAACAUACAACCUUCUUUCUGAGAAGUGGUUUACCCAUGCCUCUCCCACUCUGUUCAAUGCUGGUACCAACCGCCCACAACUUUCUAGCUGUUUCCUUCUGAGUAUGAAAGAUGAUAGCAUUGAAGGCAUUUAUGACACUCUAAAGCAGUGUGCAUUGAUUUCCAAGUCCGCUGGCGGAAUUGGUGUUGCCGUGAGUUGUAUUCGAGCUACUGGCAGCUACAUUGCUGGGACUAAUGGCAAUUCCAAUGGUCUUGUACCAAUGCUGAGAGUAUAUAACAACACAGCUCGAUAUGUGGAUCAAGGUGGAAACAAGCGACCUGGGGCAUUUGCUAUUUACCUGGAACCUUGGCAUUUAGACAUCUUUGAGUUCCUUGAUUUAAAGAAGAACACAGGAAAGGAAGAGCAGCGUGCCAGGGACCUUUUCUUUGCCCUUUGGAUUCCAGAUCUCUUCAUGAAGCGAGUGGAGACUAAUCAGGACUGGUCUUUGAUGUGUCCAAAUGAGUGUCCUGGUCUGGAUGAGGUCUGGGGAGAAGAAUUUGAGAAGCUAUAUGAAAGGUAUGAGAAAGAAGGUCGUGUCCGCAAAGUUAUAAAAGCUCAGCAGCUUUGGUAUGCCAUCAUUGAGUCUCAGACAGAGACAGGUACCCCAUACAUGCUGUACAAAGAUUCCUGUAAUCGGAAGAGCAACCAGCAGAACUUGGGAACCAUCAAAUGCAGCAACUUGUGCACAGAAAUAGUGGAAUAUACCAGCAAAGAUGAGGUUGCAGUCUGUAACUUGGCUUCCCUGGCCCUGAAUAUGUAUGUCACAUCAGAACACACAUAUGAUUUUACAAAGUUGGCUGAAGUCACCAAAGUCAUUGUCCGAAACUUGAAUAAAAUUAUUGAUAUUAACUACUACCCUAUCCCAGAGGCAAGCUUAUCGAAUAAACGUCAUCGCCCCAUUGGAAUUGGGGUACAAGGUCUGGCAGAUGCUUUUAUUCUGAUGAGGUACCCUUUUGAGAGUCCAGAGGCCCAGUUAUUGAAUAAGCAGAUCUUUGAAACCAUUUAUUAUGGAGCCUUGGAAGCCAGCUGUGACCUGGCCAAGGAGUAUGGCCCUUAUGAAACCUAUGAGGGCUCUCCAGUCAGCAAAGGAAUCCUUCAGUAUGAUAUGUGGAAUGUUACUCCUACAGACCUUUGGGACUGGAACCUUCUCAAGGAGAAGAUUGCAAAGUAUGGUAUAAGAAACAGUUUACUUAUUGCCCCGAUGCCUACUGCUUCAACUGCUCAGAUAUUGGGAAAUAAUGAAUCAAUUGAACCUUAUACCAGUAACAUCUACACUCGCAGAGUCUUGUCAGGAGAAUUUCAGAUUGUAAAUCCUCACUUACUGAAAGAUCUUACUGAGCGGGGCUUGUGGAACGAAGAGAUGAAAAAUCAGAUUAUUGCAUGCAAUGGCUCCAUCCAGAGCAUACCAGAAAUUCCUGAUGACCUGAAGCAGCUUUAUAAGACUGUGUGGGAAAUCUCUCAGAAAACCGUACUCAAGAUGGCAGCCGAGAGAGGCGCUUUCAUUGAUCAAAGCCAGUCUUUGAACAUACAUAUUGCUGAGCCUAACUAUGGCAAACUCACUAGUAUGCACUUCUACGGCUGGAAACAGGGUUUGAAAACUGGGAUGUAUUAUUUAAGGACAAGACCAGCCGCUAAUCCAAUCCAGUUCACUCUAAAUAAAGAAAAACUGAAAGAUAAGGAAAAGGUAUCAAAAGAAGAAGAGAAGGAGAGGAACACAGCAGCCAUGGUGUGCUCUUUGGAGAACAGAGAUGAAUGUCUGAUGUGUGGGUCCUGA
Messenger RNA from Rangifer tarandus platyrhynchus (Svalbard reindeer), 2376 nucleotides. The record is from the annotation of a GenBank genome assembly. Lineage: Eukaryota; Metazoa; Chordata; Mammalia; Artiodactyla; Cervidae.